Messenger RNA from Colias croceus (clouded yellow), 1446 nucleotides. Its product is annotated as facilitated trehalose transporter Tret1-like. NCBI's taxonomy places the organism in Eukaryota, Metazoa, Arthropoda, Insecta, Lepidoptera, Pieridae. The transcript has 7 exons. Gene Ontology annotation, biological process: transmembrane transport. Gene Ontology annotation, cellular component: membrane. The record is from RefSeq and is a predicted model, not a curated record. The coding region runs from base 89 to 1441 and encodes 450 amino acids. Gene Ontology annotation, molecular function: transmembrane transporter activity.
CUAUGAACGUGUAUUAUUACUGUUCAGCCGUUAAGUGGAGUGGUAUUCUCGACUUUAGUAAAUAUUUAUUAAUAUAUUUUAUCGUGUGAUGUUUAUUUUGAAAUAUCAUAGACAAAUCUUUAUCACAUUAUGUGUGUACAUCGGCCAAAUGCUAGGAGGGUAUCUGCUCAGUUGGACGGCUCCAGUGAUCCCCAAAUUGGAGGACCCAAACCAAUCACCUCUGUCCCGAACUCUCACUGACGUGGAGAAAUCUUUGCUGGCUUCUGUCAUUUAUGUUACGGGAUUUCCAGGUGUGUUCUUUACUAGUUGGUUAGCGAAUUACAAGGGCCGUAAACCAACCUUGAUAAUGGGAUCAUUUGUACUUCUAAUCUCAUUUCUUAUAUUAGCCGUAGCUACAAAUUUCACCACUUUAUUAAUUGGAAGAUUAGUUACUGGUUUUGGAAUAAGUUUCGGUGGUGUUAUAACGACAGUUUAUCUGGGUGAGAUUGCUUCCACUAAUAUUCGAGGUAUUACGUUGACUGGACUGGGAAUCAUACAAACGUUUGGUUCUCUAAUUAUGGUUUCAGUGGGACCUUUUGUUUCAUACGCAGUUAUAUGUUACAUAGGUGUUGCUAUAUCAGCUGUUUAUGUAAUAGCAAUGUUCCUGAUUCCAGAAUCUCCUGUUUAUCAUGUUGUUAAAGAUAAUGAAAAAAAGGUACUAGCAGUGCUCAAAAUCCUAAACAGAGAGUCUGCAUUACAAGAAGUCAUCGAUCUGAACAAGAACAAAGUCGUAGCAAUCGCUAGAGAAGAUUGGAAAGAAUUGUUCACUUUGAAAUGUAACAGACGAGGUUUAUUCAUAACAGGAACAAUAAUGGCAUUACAUUAUAUUAGUGGUAUUUUGGUUAUAUCAUUUUUUGUUACGACAAUAUUUCAAGCCGCUGGAUCGUCAAUAGAGCCAAGUAUAGCAUCUAUUAUUAUAGGAUGUACACAAUUAGUAGGGAGCUCGUUAGCACCAAUAUUCAUAGAAAGAUCUGGAAGACGAAUGCUAUUGAUGACUUCUACAGCUAUUUGCUGUUUGAGUAUGACAUUCUUUGGUGUAUAUUUUUAUUUGAGCUAUAUUGAAUCGCCUAUUGUGGAAAAAAUAAAAUGGCUGCCAUUGACGUUGUUGAUUAUAUUCUUCUUGAGUAAUAAUAUGGGUUUCGGCACAAUUCCUAGCACAUUAUCAGGAGAAGUGUUUAGCUGCAAUGUUCGUAGUAAGGGCACAGCUGUCGUCUUCGCUAUAUCCUGGGCAUGUGGGUUCGCUGUCACCACCCUGUUCAACUCCAUGCUGACCCUGGGAGCCCAUUUCGUGUUAUGGUUCUUUGCUUUUACCUGCUGUUUGGCUUUCUUAUUCACUGUCUUCUUCGUCCCUGAGACUAAAGGCAAGAGCCUUGUUGAAAUACAGGAUAUGUUGAGUAAAUGAUGUAA